AUGAUAUUUACAUUGUUUGCACCGACAAUUGAUGAUGUUAAACUUAUAUUAGAUGAUAAAGAUGUACUAAUGGAUAAACAAUCCGAUGGAACAUUUAUAUGUUCCGUCGACAAUCUUAGUGAUGGUGAUCAUCAAUAUAAAUUUCAAAUAAGUAAAAAAGGAUGGGUAUUAACAACAUCCAUUGAUAUUAUUGAUCCUUACGCUACUAAAUAUGAUCCUGAUGAACAAGUUGGUUAUAUAACAAUUAAAAAUGGAAAACGAUAUGAAGAAGAAUUUAAAUGGCAAUAUGAUCAAAUUAAAUUACCAGAUAAUAAAGAAUUAAUUUUAUAUGAAUUAUAUGUUGCUGAUUUUUCUGAUAGUGGAAAAUUCUUAAGUAUUAUUGAAAAAUUAGAUUAUUUGUCCGAUUUAGGUAUUAAUGCUAUUGAAUUAAUGCCAAUUAUGGGAUCAAAAGAAAAAGAACAUGAUUGGGGUUAUUUACCACGUCAUUUCUUUUGUCUUAAAUCAACAUAUGGUUCUAUUAAUGAUUUAAAAUUACUUGUUGAUAAAUGUCAUCAAAGAAAAAUUCGUGUUUUUCUUGAUUGCGUAUUUAAUCAUUCUGAUAAAGAUGCUUCUCUUGCUCUUAUUGAUAGAAAUUAUUGGGUAAAUAUUUCAUUGUUUUACUUAAUUUCUAUUAUCAUAUAUGAAAAUAAAAAUAAUUUUCAAUUAUAUAUUUAAUUUAGUA
Rotaria sp. Silwood2 is the source of this 721-nucleotide messenger RNA. The record is from the annotation of a GenBank genome assembly. NCBI's taxonomy places the organism in Eukaryota, Metazoa, Rotifera, Eurotatoria, Philodinida, Philodinidae.